This is a messenger RNA of Schistocerca piceifrons (Central American locust), 2595 nucleotides long. Its product is annotated as tyrosine-protein phosphatase non-receptor type 2-like. The transcript has 9 exons. Gene Ontology annotation, molecular function: protein tyrosine phosphatase activity. Bases 102 to 1490 code for a protein of 462 amino acids. Lineage: Eukaryota; Metazoa; Arthropoda; Insecta; Orthoptera; Acrididae. The record is from RefSeq and is a predicted model, not a curated record. Gene Ontology annotation, biological process: protein dephosphorylation.
CUACGGAUGUCGGUAGCUGUAGCGCGUAGUGUUGGCAAGGCAAGGUUUUAUGAGGAGAGUGUGUGCGGUAGUGGAUAAAUGGUGUAGUGGAUGUGUGUAAGAUGAGCAGGACUCCUGGUAAAAAUAAUAUUGAAGCGGAAUUUGUGCAAAUAGACUCGAUUAGAGCGUGGACGCAGCUGUACCAGCGCAUAAGGGAUGAGAGUUUAAACAAUGAUUACACACUCAUUGAAGCAAAGAAAGCAGAAAACAAGAAUCUUAACAGGUAUAGAGAUGUCAGUCCAUAUGAUCAUAGCAGAGUUGUUCUCACAAAGGGAUCCUGCAACUAUAUCAAUGCAAAUCUUAUCACGAUGGAAAGGGCACACCGUCGGUAUAUCUUGACACAGGGCCCUUUGCCACAUACAACAGGCCAUUUCUGGUUGAUGAUUUGGGAACAGAAGUGCAAAGCAGUGCUUAUGCUAAACAGAAUAAUAGAAAAGAAUCAGGUUAAAUGUCAUCAGUACUGGCCUUCAGGUACAAAACCAGGUGUGGAUGAGAGACUGGAAUUGAAAGAUGUUGGCCUUGUUGUAGAGUUUGUCUCAGAGACUGAAGCCUCAUACUAUACAACAAGAGUUCUGAGGUUGAUAGAUGAAGUGACUGGAGAGAGCCGGCAGAUUCUACAGUUCCAUUAUACUACAUGGCCCGACUUUGGCGUGCCAGAGAGCCCAACAGCAUUCCUAAAUUUCCUGACUGUAGUUCGACAGAGUGGUGCACUGGACCAGAAUGUAGGGCCACCAGUUGUGCAUUGCUCAGCUGGAAUAGGGCGUUCUGGUACUUUCUGCCUUGUCGAUUCUUGCCUUGUUCUUAUUGAGGAGAAUGGUCUCGACUCAGUAAAUGUCGUGGAUGUGCUACUGGAAAUGCGGAAGUUUCGUAUGGGCCUCAUUCAGACGCCGGAUCAGUUAAGAUUUUCUUACUUGGCAAUUAUUGAAGGUGCGAAGAAACUAAUUAACAACAAUCCUUUGCAUGAUUACAAUAAUGUGGAGGACACAUCUUUGAACCAUCAUGAUGGUUCAACAGAGGAGACUUCAGCAGAUGAAGAUGACACAGAUGAACCACCUCCAUUACCUCCACCACGAGGUGAUUCGUUGACACGGUCUAAGUUCGCUACAAAUAAUCAUGGUAUGAAUGGAGGAUUUGAAGCCAACAAACCACUUCCUGUGGAACCUGAGGUCUCUCCAGAGCAGGAGAGUGUGGAAAGAUUGCUUGACUCAGCACUUCAAGAUAAGGAAGCCAGUGAUGAUACACCUCAGCUACGACAUCGAAGGCAUGAGCGCCAGGAGCGGCUUUUGAGGCUGACAGGACGUAUACGUGAAAUAAAGCGUAAACAAGAAGCUGCCGAACGUUCAGAACAACUGUGGAGGUCUCUGUCAAAGCCAUUAGCUGUUGGUUUUGGUCUUGGGCUUGUUAUGGGCGGAGGCUGGAUUGCUUACUGUUACUUCUCUAACCGUGUUUGAUCAAGAGAGAGAUCAUCAAACCCUGGAGGUGUUUGUGCUGCACUGUCGGCAUAUAGGAUAUCUCUUUUCAGUGUAAUACAUUAAUUUAUGCAUGUUGGGUAAUGAUGUCACUGUGGUUAAAUUACUGCGGACUGGUUGGUGUUUUAUAAAUGCUAAACAGACUGUGUUAGUUGGGAGCGAUUAUGACAUUUUCAUUAUUUCUGCUAGCAUUAAGUCUGUGUUUUUUGUCCACUGACUCUUUGAGAUGAAUAGUUGGCAAAUGUUGUGUGCAGGUGUUUCCAAAAAUGUAACUGGUGAUGUUUGUCCCAUUGAGAAAAUGGUGUUCAGUGACGGUUUUGGAGUAUAGAUACUAUCGGUUGACAAACAUUGCCCUGGGUAAACGUGAUGUACUGCGUUACAUCAUAUAGGAGUUAAAUUUGCUGCGUGGGCUGCCCCCUUAUUGGAUUGGAUGUUUUUUAAAAAUAUACUUAAAAGUAAUUUUUAAAUGUUUUGCUCCAGGAAUUUUUCUUGUCUUUUCUUCUACAACAUUCGAAAUGUGGUCAACUUUUAAAGAAAACAAACCUCUCAAAGUGUCAAUUAUUGUGUGUUGCAAGUGAAGUGGAACAAGACCUGUUAUUUUGUUUAGAAGUGCAUCAAAUAUGUAAGUGUUUGGCUGUUACUAAUAAAUUGCUCCUCUUGGCAAAAUUUAGAGCAAUCCAUCUUUUUGUUGGUAGGCAUUCUGUGUGACCUUGAAAUCAUUUAUCUUUCUUACUUGUAAUUUCAAACCAAUACAGAUGAAUUACAGGAAUUAAACAAGCAUUAGUUUAGACAGUAGUCUUAUUCUGUUGUUCACUUGGUACAGUGGAGCAUAUGUUUCUUAUUUUAAAAAUAACUACUGCUGAUAUUGCAUUCACAAAUCACCAACUCCAUUACCCAAAAUUUAUUGUUAUUAGAGGGGUUCUUGAGUUGUACACACUUUGUGUAAACCUUCACCUGUUAGCCACCAAAUUUAGAGAUGUACUGGGGUGGGGGCAAUUUCUUGCUGUUGAGGCUGUAUGGAUUUUUAUUCAACAUAGUGAUGAAAGGAAAAUGGUCAGAUUCGAAGGAACGAAAAAAAAAAAAAAUU